Messenger RNA from Heterostelium album PN500, 1125 nucleotides. Its product is annotated as ADP-ribosylglycohydrolase family protein. The transcript has 6 exons. Bases 1 to 1125 code for a protein of 374 amino acids. Lineage: Eukaryota; Evosea; Eumycetozoa; Acytosteliales; Acytosteliaceae. The record is from RefSeq and is a predicted model, not a curated record.
AUGGACAGAGAUAAAUAUCAAGUUGUAGGCCUAGAUAAGUCCACAAUGGAAGACCCUCUAUUCGAUAGAAUUCUGGGUACUAUCUACGGAUCUGUAUUGGGUGAUGCUUUUGAACAAAUAUUAAAGGCCUACGGUACCAAUCCAAUUCCUUUUCCAGGAUUUUUGAAAACUUCACAUAAUUCAAGAUGGCCAAAAGGUGAUUGGACAGAUGAAUCCGAUCAAAUGAUAAUUGCUUUAGAAUCACUGCUGGAAACCAAUGGAAAAGCCUGUGAACUUAAUUUCGCCAAAAAAUUACAAAAAUGGGUUGUCUCUGGAUUUUCUGAUCUUGGAGAUACUUGUGGUUUGGGAUCUACAAGUAGUUCAAUUAUUUUACAAUCACAGUUUGUUACCAAUCCAUUUUAUAUAAGUGAAAAAACUUGGGUGACCUCAGGAAGAAGAAAUUCAAAUAAUGGAGCUAUUUCAAGAGCAAUUGCUACUGGAUUAUUCCAAUACGAUAAAAUGGAUAUCAUUACUACCAAUUCAACUUCAUUCUGUAAAACCACACACUUUGAUCAAAGAUGUAUCACCUCAAACAAUGCAAUCAGUUAUGCAAUUGCCAUACUACUCAAUAAUAUAGAAUCAAAACGAUCUAGCUUGAAUAGAAAUGAAGAAGUUGAUCACCUCAUUGAAGAAAUAGUUGCCAAGUGUGCAAACUCUAUGACUCUCCAAGAAAGAGUUGAAUUUGAAGAGAUUAUGUAUAAUACAUCGUUAGAAUCUUUAAAUUUAUCUGCUCCUGAUUCAAUAAGUUAUGUAUUUAAAUCUUUGGGAGCUGGAUUCUGGGGUCUUAGAUCAAACUACUCCUUUAAAGAUACAUUAAAUAUGAUAGUAAAAGAAGGUGGAGACUCUGAUUCAAAUGGAUCUAUAGCUGGUGGUCUUUUGGGAUGCAAGAUUGGUUAUUCACAUCUACCAAAAGAUUGGAUUCAACAAUUGCCAAACAAAGAAUGGUUAGAUAUCAAAGUACUGAUAGCCACUGACGAUUUAUAUAUAAUGAUAUUAGCACAAGAAAAUUACAACAACAACAACAAAAAUAAUAAUAAUCAAGAUAGUAAUACAUUAAACAAUAUAUUAACAAUAAGUACAAAUUAA